AUGAACACACUAAGGGACUAUAAAUAUAUUGUUGCAGUUGACAUUAACGCCAAAUCCCCUGUCUGGUUCCACGAGAACGAAGACAAUAGAGACAGGCUCCUCGUGGACCUAAUGCACGAACAUGACUGUAUCUCUCUUAACACAUCUGGCAUACCAACUUUCUUCACGACAAGGGCCAGGGGCUGGACAGACAUAUGCCUCACACCUACAACUGUUGGCAGCAUCAUUGAGAACUGUGAAACACUAUCGACAACCUCAGCUAGUGAUCAUAGAUAUGUUCUCACCACUGUCAGUAAAGCGCAACAUCACAAUACUACCAGUGACAAAAGUAACAAAUUCAGCAAGAGGAUCACUAACUGGGAUAGUUAUAGACUCCACUUUGCAGAGAACUGGCGCACUUAUCAUUACAAAGAUAUGAGAAAUAAAGAGGACAUUGACAAAUACGCUGACUACAUCACGGUCUCAAUGGCAAAGGCCUUACAACUUUCCACCUCUAACAGAGCGAGGAACCAGUAUCACACUCACUGGUGGACUGAUGAAUUAGAAGGGGACAAGCAUAAAAUUAGGAAGAGGAUUAAUUAA
Molecule: messenger RNA, 582 nt
Organism: Centruroides sculpturatus (bark scorpion)
Lineage: Eukaryota; Metazoa; Arthropoda; Arachnida; Scorpiones; Buthidae
Exons: 1
Coding region: 1-582 (193 amino acids)
Molecular function (GO): catalytic activity
Source: RefSeq, a predicted model, not a curated record